UCUCUAAGCUGCAGGCUCUUACAGUUGGACACACCUGGCUGGUGCCUCAGCUAGAUCAAACCAUGGCUGAAUCUGAGGAAACCGUUACUGAUAUGUGGAGUUGGUUUGAUGAGUUUUCAAAUUCCUCUGGCAUGCCAUCUGUAGAAAAAGACUACAGCCCCUGUAGGCUAGAGACUGAGACACUCAACAAGCAUGCUAUAGUUGUCGUCUAUGCCCUGGUGUUCCUGCUCAGCCUGCUGGGAAACUCCCUGGUGAUGCUGGUCAUCUUGUAUGGCCGUGUCAGCCGCUCGGUCACCGAUGUCUACCUGCUGAACCUGGCCAUAGCUGACCUGCUCUUCGCCCUGACCUUGCCCAUCUGGGCCGCCUCCAAGGCGAUUGGCUGGAUUUUUGGCACAGCCCUGUGCAAGCUGGUGUCGCUCCUGAAGGAAGUCAACUUCUACAGUGGCAUUCUCCUGCUGGCCUGCAUCAGCGUGGACCGCUACCUGGCCAUUGUCCACGCCACACGCGCUCUUACCCAGAAGCGCCACCUGGUCAAGUUUGUAUGUCUGGGUAUCUGGGGACUGUCUCUAAGUCUGUCCCUGCCCUUCUUCCUCUUCCGCCAGGCCUAUAAACCAAACAAUUCUGACCCAGUCUGCUAUGAGGUCCUAGGAAAUCACACAGCAAAGUGGCGGAUGGUGCUGCGGAUCCUGCCCCACACCUUCGGCUUUGUCCUGCCGCUGCUGGUCAUGCUGUUCUGCUACGGAUUCACCCUGUGCACGCUGGUUAAGGCCCACAUGGGGCAGAAGCACCGGGCCAUGCGGGUCAUCUUUACUGUUGUCCUCAUCUUCCUGCUCUGCUGGCUGCCCUACCACCUGGUCCUGCUCGCAGACACCCUCAUGAGGACACAGGUGAUCUCGGAGACCUGUGAGCGCCGCAACGACAUUGACCGGGCCCUGGAUGCCACUGAGAUUCUGGGCUUCCUCCACAGCUGCCUCAAUCCUUUCAUCUACGCCUUCAUUGGCCAAAAUUUUCGCUAUGGAUUCCUCAAGAUCUUGGCCACCCGUGGCCUGGUCAGCAAGGAGUUUUUGGCACGCCAUCGCAUUACCUCUUACACUUCUUCCUCUAUCAAUGUCUCUUCUAACCUCUAAAAACCAUCCAUGAAAAAAUAUCUGUCCUCGUACCCAAGGCUGUGCGGAGAGAGGGGUCUGGCUCUGGACAGAUACUAUCUGGGUUUGGGAGGGAGGCUAUAGCAUGCUGGGAAGUUAGGGACUGGUGUCUUCAAGGGCCAAGCCAACCUUCUGAGGAACUGCUGAGGUACCACCCAGGACUGGCCUUCACACCUCCAUGAACAGGAAGUGUCAUCAGUCCUGUUGAACUCUUGUAUCUUUGGUCCACUAACUGCAUAAUUAGCACAGUCAUAUCCACAGCCUGAAUCCGACGUUAGAUCAAAGAGCUGGGGCUGAAGCUGUUUGCUCACAUGGGCUGGACUCUCUUGUCAACCCUCUCAGGGCUGUCCCCUCAACCACCGAGCAUACUCCAACCAGGCUCCUUCAUACCUCUGUGUCCUCUGAUCUGAGCUCGUGCAACUGUUUUCUUAUCUUGCGUAUGUUGUAGUGUCUGCUGGGGACAUCGAGGCAGGUGCUACCAAAAAUCAUCAAACCACCAGGUGGCCUUGUGAUAGAGCUGGAAACACAUUUACCCUGGGUGUGGUGGGUGGACAGAGAGGAAGAGGGGUGGGAAGGCAGCCCCUACUGCUUGAGGACCCUCUUCACUCUCAUGCAGACAGCAUGUGCUGUGCAUACACCAAGCCACGCAUGGAACAGGAUUAGUUCUGCCAUUGUGGAGCCUCCAGGCUGACACCAGCAACCCCAGAAAACCAUACACCGUCAUCAGUCAGCUGUGCAGCCAGAUGUUUCUAAUAAAGUUUCUAUUCCAGGUUGUCCCUAGGGCAGUAUUUUGGGUGUGACACAGAGUCAAAUGUGUGUGCAGUGUUGUUGGCCGUUCCUGUGGUAGAAUGGGAGCAGCACCCCACAAAGGCAUCUCUCUGGGUUGAAGGGCGACAUUCCCUGGGGCUUUAACUCCUGCUAGAACAGUCUCUUGAGGGACAGAAACUCCCAGUCAUGCUCAUACCCCAGGCUGAGGAGCAUCCCUUUGUCCAUACGUAAAAAGAGCUAUUCCUCCAGAGUCUCAGCCUCACCUUAACUUGACCAUCAUCUUCUGGGUUAGACCUUGCCUGGCUCCCUCAAAUUAUAUCAGCUCACCUCUCCCCUCCCCAGAUGCUUACCCUGAAUUUCGGUGAUUGUCUAUUUUCCCCCUUGAGGCAAGAAUCCUGUCUAUUUUGUUCACUCUAUAUCCCCAUGUCUGUCACACUGCCUGGAGCCUAUCAAAUGCUUGGGAAACAUUGAAUGAAUGAAUGGAUGCUGGAAGGACCCCAGUUCAUUUGUACACCAUCUGCUCAGAGCUCCUCUUGUCUGGAGCUCCCCCUUGCUGUCCUCCCCAUCUCCCCCUUGCUGUCCUCGGCUGCACAUUGACUUUGCCUUCAUUCUUUAUCCCGUUAGAUUUUUAUCUCUGUAGAAAUGUCCCAAGUGAGUCCUGGAGAUGUCAGGGCUCUUUUGAUUACAAAUAAUAGAAACUGAACUCAAACCAGCUUAAGCAAAACUUAGAAUAUGUGGGUUUAGGUGGGAUGGGGAAAGAACAAGGAUGGCUUGAGGUUGGGAAUGGGAUGAAGCUCAGAGAUGGGAUUUAUUUAAAAAAUUUUUAUGGGUACAUAAUAGUUGUACAUAGUUAUGGGGUACAUUUUAUAGUUUGAUACCAAUAUGUAAU
This is a messenger RNA of Propithecus coquereli (Coquerel's sifaka), 2802 nucleotides long. It is a transcript of the gene CXCR1, whose product is annotated as chemokine (C-X-C motif) receptor 1. The transcript has 2 exons. Gene Ontology annotation, biological process: neutrophil chemotaxis; immune response; G protein-coupled receptor signaling pathway. The record is from RefSeq and is a predicted model, not a curated record. Lineage: Eukaryota; Metazoa; Chordata; Mammalia; Primates; Indriidae. Bases 63 to 1127 code for a protein of 354 amino acids. Gene Ontology annotation, molecular function: interleukin-8 binding; C-X-C chemokine receptor activity. Gene Ontology annotation, cellular component: membrane.